AUGGCAGUCGCAUUUGUUUCAGAAUUAAAAUCAGUUGAACAGGAACGUAGUUGUCCAAAACUAUGGUUUGAAUUUGAAGGUCGAUGUUACUAUCAUAUCAAGUCUAAGUUAUCCGCACAUAAAGCUUGGGAGAAGUGUAGACGUCAUUGGGGCUCUGAUUUGGUGUCCAUACACGACCGCUAUUUAAAUGAGUUCAUUGCUAAUUUGGAAGAAGAUGGCUUACUAAUUGGACUUUACUAUAACGAGGGGAAAAAUGCAUAUCAAUGGACCGACGAAACUCCGGUUGACUUUGUUAGCAGCGGUACGUAA
Molecule: messenger RNA, 309 nt
Organism: Enterobius vermicularis (human pinworm)
Lineage: Eukaryota; Metazoa; Nematoda; Chromadorea; Rhabditida; Oxyuridae
Source: the annotation of a GenBank genome assembly